AUGGCUGCCUCAACAACACCAAAGCCCAAGCCGGCAGUGCCCAUCACUCUCUCCACAGAGGCAAUCGACGAUCUCAUUUAUGAUGCCCGAGCAGGAGACCUCGAGGCACUCACUGCAGACAUUGCCAACCUAGCUUCCCAGCACAGCUGCGCCGAAGCGCAGAUCGUGGCUUCGGCCAUUGACAUGGAAGACGAGAGCGAGGGCGGCACGGGGUCCUGCGUGCUGCACUUUCCAGCAGCGAAUGGAAACAUUGAAAUCCUCAACACCCUCCUCCAAAAGCUCUCCAGCACAGACACCGCCCAGCGCACAGCAUUCGUCAACCACCGCAACCAUUCCGGCAACACGCCCCUGCACUGGGCAGCGCUGAACACGCAUCUGGAAUGCGUCAAGGCGCUCGUCGAGGCCGGCGCCGACAUCGCCAUCAAGAACGAUGCCGGCCACGACGCCGUGUUUCUGGCGGAGCGCACGGCGUGGGAUGCGUCUGCCGAGGAGAACGGGAACGGGGCCGGUAAUGAGAAUGGCCAGACGCAAGAAAUCGAGAUGACACUCGGCGAGGACCAGGGCGAGGGCGAGGGUUCGAACCAGCCGGUGGCGGAGGGCGCGGGCGAGAUGUCUGCGGGCAGACAGGUUGUCGAGUGGCUUUUGGGGUCGGAGAAGGCUGCUGCGUUGGAGAGUGGUGCGACGGAGGGGGGCGAGGGGCAGGCAUGA
Messenger RNA from Penicillium alfredii, 708 nucleotides. RefSeq names its product ankyrin repeat domain-containing protein. The transcript is spliced from 2 exons. Lineage: Eukaryota; Fungi; Ascomycota; Eurotiomycetes; Eurotiales; Aspergillaceae. The record is from RefSeq and is a predicted model, not a curated record. The coding region runs from base 1 to 708 and encodes 235 amino acids. Gene Ontology annotation, molecular function: protein binding.